This is a messenger RNA of Canis lupus familiaris (dog), 2474 nucleotides long. It is a transcript of the gene SRXN1, whose product is annotated as sulfiredoxin 1. Gene Ontology annotation, cellular component: cytoplasm. Gene Ontology annotation, molecular function: sulfiredoxin activity. The transcript has 2 exons. Gene Ontology annotation, biological process: cellular response to oxidative stress. The record is from RefSeq and is a predicted model, not a curated record. The coding region runs from base 1 to 432 and encodes 143 amino acids. Lineage: Eukaryota; Metazoa; Chordata; Mammalia; Carnivora; Canidae.
AUGGGGCUGCGCGCGGGAGGAGCGCUGGGCAGGGCCGGGGCCGGGGCCGGGGCCGGGGUCCGCCGGGGGGCGCCUGGGGGGCCCGGGCCGAGCGGCGGCGCGCCGGGCGGCAGCAUCCACUCGGGCUGCAUCGCCGCGGUGCACAACGUGCCGCUGAGCGUGCUCAUCCGGCCACUGCCGUCCGUGCUGGACCCGGCCAAGGUGCAGAGCCUCGUGGACACGAUCCGGGAGGAUCCAGACAGCGUUCCCCCUAUUGACGUCCUCUGGAUCAAAGGGGCCCAGGGUGGUGACUACUUCUACUCCUUUGGGGGCUGCCACCGCUAUGCAGCGUACCAACAGCUGCAGCGAGAGACCAUCCCUGCCAAGCUUGUCCGGUCCACCCUCUCGGACCUAAGGGUGUACCUGGGCGCUUCCACACCAGACUUACAAUAGCAGCCUCCUCGGCACCAUGAGCCCAGAAGACACACCUGGUUUCCAGUGGGCUGGACCAUGCAGAAAGCAAUCAGGGGUGCAUUCUCCUGUGUCUAGGCAGAGGUCUGACUCUGAGCACCUGUUCCACUAGCUGCAAGACCUUGGACUCAUUACUAAACGAUGUGGGAGCAACAGAUCCCACUGCUGCAGAAAGGGGUCAUGUCUUUGCUCUUGAGAUACUCUUGAGAGAAUAAAAUGGAAAAGGAAGUGGCUUUGGAGAGCCACAUCCUCCUGGCUCCAGAUUCUCAAGGAUGAGCCUCCUACAUUUUUGUCUGUGUAUUUCCCAUUCGGCUGCAAGUAAAGGAAAGCCUAGGCUACAGUGGCUUAAACAAAGCGAAGUUUGUCCACAUAGUGAAUUCUGGAGACAAGCGGUAUUGGUUCAGUACCCCAGCGAAGGUGGGGGCUCACAUCCCUGAUUCCUUUUGGCCUUUCCCUCAUUGCUUGUUACGUAAUGGCCAAAGAUGGCUGCUGUACCUCCAGGAAUCGUGGUUGCAUUCCAGGAAAAAAGCUGUUGGGGAGGAGGAAGGACCAAGCCAGCUGUCAACUUCUUUCAUUAAGUCAGAACUUUUUCAGAGACCUGUUUCCUGUUCUAUCCCCCUGCAUAGUUCCACUUAGGUCUCAUUGGCCCAAACCAGCUACUGUUGCCACUUCUGGCUGCAAAGAAAACUAAGAUGCCAGGAACGGAAUUAGUAGACCAUUCAUAUCCCAUUUCCUAGGACUGGCAUACCGCUUCCUGAAAUAAAAUUGGAAUCCCAUUACCAAGAGAGAAGUAAGGAAUAGUGUAUUAGUCUUUUUUUUUUUUUUAAGAUUUUAUUUAUUUACUCAUGAGAGAGGCAGAGAGAUAGGCAGAGGGAGAAGCAGGCUCCCCAUGGGGAGCCCAAUGUGGGACUUGAUCCCAGAACCCCAGGAUCACAACCUGAACCGAAGGCAGACACUUGACCACUGAGCCACCCAGGUGCCUCUGUGUCUCAGUCUUUGCUGUGUAACAGACUGCCCUAGAAGUUGACUGCUUAAAAGCAUGUCAUUUAUUUGCCUAUAGUUCUGUGGGUGUACAAUUUGGCCUGGGCACAUUGGGACCGUUUUGGUUUCACCUAGGAUCAUUCCCGGGGCUGCAUGCAGUCAGCUGUUGCCUUAGAGAGGGUGGAUGGCCUAAGAUAGCCCUACUCCCUUGUCUGGCAUUUUGGCAGGCUGUUGGCUGGGUGACUUGGUCCUCGUCCAUGUGGUCUCCCCAGCAGGUUACCUCAGGCUUAUUUCCUUGGCUUCAGAAGGUCAUGAGAGUCAAAGUAGAAGCUGGAAGUCUUGAAUCCAAGGCCCAGAAUUGGUACAGCAUCACUUUGGCAAAGUUCUUUUGGUCAGAGCAAAUCAUACAGUUGGCCUGAAUUCCAGGGGUGGCAAAACAGACUUCACCUCUUACUGGGAGACACUCCAAAGAAUUGAUGGCAUUUUUUAUCAGUCACAAAUGGUUGUGUGUAAGCAAAUAACUUGCACUCUUUUUGGACCAGGCCUUGAUCUGACUGAGCUGAAGUCACUAAGACAUUGUCCUGACCCUUAAAUCUAGAAGAAGAGGUGAUGGGGUGGGGUGGAUCUCUCCAGGGCUGGGCCUGCUCUACUAGAGACAUCUAUCAUGGUCUACACAGGCGGGAUGGGGGUAGGCCAGAUGGGACAUUCCAAAGGGACUUCUGGAAACAAGAGUCCUAGGUGAGGGGAAGAGGGACAGGAAGGGUACAGAGUGAGGCAGGCCUUGCUCUCACUGUCCUGCUAAGGGAACUCAGUCCCUGGGUGUUUUCAAGCCUCGGUUUUCCCAGCUCAGUAACCAAAACAACAGCUUUCCCACCCAUUCUCUGUCCCAGGGGAAGAUGACUGAGAUGACCAAUUUAACUUUAAAAUGAAUGUAGUCCUAAAUGCAGUGUAAUAUCCUAGAACCAAAAAAAAAAAAAAGACAUUGGUAGAAAAACUGGAGAUCUGAAUAAGAUCUGGAUUUUACAAUAAACAAUUAACAGUAA